Messenger RNA from Sorex araneus (European shrew), 3004 nucleotides. It is a transcript of the gene COLGALT2, whose product is annotated as collagen beta(1-O)galactosyltransferase 2. NCBI's taxonomy places the organism in Eukaryota, Metazoa, Chordata, Mammalia, Eulipotyphla, Soricidae. The record is from RefSeq and is a predicted model, not a curated record. The transcript is spliced from 13 exons. The coding region runs from base 41 to 2089 and encodes 682 amino acids. Gene Ontology annotation, molecular function: procollagen galactosyltransferase activity.
GGGUCGGGCGCCCCUGGCGCGGUGGUUCCCGGCGGGCAGGAUGCGCGCGCGCCCCGCGGGACCCCCGGCGCUGUGGGCGCUGCUGGCCUGCGCGCUGCUGGGCGGCGGGGCGCGCGGGGCCGCGGAGCCGCCGUUCCCCGAGUCGCCGGCGCGGAGACCCAGCGUGCUGGUGGCCCUGCUGGCCCGGAACGCCGCGCCCGCGCUGCCGCACUUCCUGGGCUGCCUGGAGCGCCUGGACUACCCCAAGAGCCGAAUGGCCAUCUGGGCGGCCACGGACCACAACGUGGACAACACCACGGAGAUCCUGCGGGAGUGGCUGCGCGGCGUGCAGCGGGCCUACCACUACGUGGAGUGGCGGCCCCUGGCCGAGCCCAGGUCCUACCCCGACGAAAUCGGGCCCAAGCACUGGCCGAGCUCCCGCUUCACCCACGUCAUGAAGCUGCGGCAAGCCGCCCUGCGCACGGCCAGGGAGAAGUGGUCAGACUACAUCCUGUUCAUAGACGUCGACAACUUCCUCACCAACCCGCAGACGCUCAACCUGCUGAUCGCCGAGAACAAGACUAUCGUGGCCCCCAUGCUGGAGUCCCGGGGGCUCUACUCCAACUUCUGGUGUGGAAUCACGCCCGAGGGCUUCUACCAGCGCACGCCCGACUACGUGCCCAUCCGGGAGUGGCGGCGCACGGGCUGCUUCCCGGUGCCCAUGGUCCACUCCACCUUCCUCGUGGACCUCCGGAAGGAGGCAUCCGACCUGCUGGCCUUCUACCCGCCCCACCCCGACUACACCUGGGCCUUCGACGACAUCAUGGCCUUCGCCUUCUCCAGCCGGCAAGCAGGCAUCCAGAUGUAUCUCUGCAACCAGGAGCAUUUCGGCUACUUGCCCAUCCCCCUGAAGCCCCACCAGACUCUGCAGGAGGACCUGGACAGCCUCGUCCACAUGCGCAUAGAAGCCAUGAUCGACCGCCCACCCAUGGAGCCCUCCCAGUUCGUGUCGGAGACCCCAAAAAACCCCGACAAGAUGGGAUUUGACGAGAUCUUCAUGAUCAACCUCAAGCGCAGGAAGGACCGACGGGACCGGAUGCUGCGGACGCUGUACGAGCAGGAGAUCGCCGUGAAGAUUGUGGAGGCCGUGGACGGAAAGGCGCUCAACACGAGUCAGCUGAAGGCGCUGAGCAUCGAGAUGCUGCCGGGGUACCGGGACCCCUACUCCUCCCGGCCCCUCACGCGGGGGGAGAUCGGCUGCUUCCUCAGCCACUACUCCGUGUGGAAGGAGGUGCUGGCGCGGGCGCUGCCCCGGAGCCUGGUCAUCGAGGACGACGUCCGCUUCGAGCACCAGUUCCGGAGGAAGCUGACGAGGCUCAUGGACGAUGUGGCGCGGGCGCGGCUGGACUGGGAGCUGAUCUACGUCGGCCGGAAGCGCAUGCAGACGGAGCGGCCCGAGGCGGCGGUGCCCGCAGUGCCCGGGCUGGUGGAGGCUGGCUACUCCUACUGGACGCUGGGCUACGCCCUGUCCCUGGCCGGCGCCCGCAAGCUGGUGGCCGCGGAGCCCUUCGGGAAGAUGCUGCCCGUGGACGAGUUUCUCCCGGUCAUGUACGACAAGCACCCUGUAGCGGAGUACAAGGCGCACUACCAGCGGCGGGACCUGCGGGCCUUCUCGGCGGAGCCGCUGCUCAUCUACCCGACGCACUACACGGGCCAGCCCGGCUACCUCAGCGACACGGAGACGUCCACCAUCUGGGACAAUGAGACGGCUGCCACCGACUGGGACCGCGGCCACGCCUGGAAGGGCCGCCUGCGGGGCACCGCCAAGAACACAGAGGCCCUGCGGCCCGACACGGCCCGAGGUCUGAUGGGCACCCAGAGGCGGUUCUGUGAGGCCUCGGCCCCGGUCCAAAGUCCAGAACCUUCCAGAACCGAGAGGGGCUGCUGUGGAAACGCUGGCCUGGCGCCCCCUGCUGGUCGGGGAGGGCAGCGCCCCUGGCUGGACCCUGCACACAGACUUGAAAAGCCGCCCCUUCGCCUGCCACCCUUCGCUGGGUGGCACAGUGGGGGCAUCUCUGCUGGACAUAUGGCCGGCCUGGGCAGCGCCUGAGCCGUGGAGUGGACAGAGCAAACCCUUAGGAGAGGCGAGCAGCUCAGAAAACGCAGGGCGUCUCGCCGGAGCGCACUCUGCUAGACAGCGCGUGUAACUGCACCCUAGUUCCCCCAGGGUUGCAGCGUGUGCCUGUGCCGGAGCGCCGUCUGCUGUACAGCGCGUGUAACUGCACCCUAGUUCCCCCAGGGUUGCAGCGUGUGCCUGUGCCGGUGCUCCCUCUGCUGGACAGCGCGUGUAACUGCACCCUGGUUCCCCCAGGGGUGACACGCGUGUGCCUGUGCCGGAGCUCCCUCUGCUGGACAGCGCGUGUAACUGCACUCUAGUUCCCCCAGGGGUGCCGCGUGUGCCUGUGCCAGAGCUCCCUCUGCUGGACAGCGCGUGUAACUGCACCCUGGUUCCCCCAGGGGUGACACGCGUGUGCCUGUGCUGGAGCUCCCUCUGCUGGACAGCGCGUGUAACUGCACUCUAGUUCCCCCAGGGGUGCCGCGUGUGCCUGUGCCGGAGCGCCCUCUGCGGGACAGCGCGUGUAACUGCACUCUAGUUCCCCAGGGGCGACUCCUGUACCUGCGCCGGAGCUCCCUCUGCUGGACAACGCAUGUAACUGCCCCUUAGUUCCCCAGGGAAGACUACUAUACCUGCGUCGGAGCUCCCUCUGCUGGACAAUACGUGUGCCUGCACCCUAAUUCCCCCAGGGGCGACUCCUGUACCUGCGCUGGAGCUCCCUCUGCUGGACAACGCGUGUGCCUGCACCCUAGCUCGGGGCAAAGAUUAAAAUGUCAGCUCAAGGCUUUGGUAGUUUAUGUUUGUCCAACCAGGAGGGUUCAUGCACGGGGCUGGGGGGUGGCUCAACCAUACCCUGCUUCCGUAGCCUCAGUCCUCUUUAUUUUUGGAAUAAAAACUGGUACUUUGAGA